CUGGGAUCCUGUAGCUUUGGCCCUCGUCACGUUCCAAAAGGUACUUUUUCAGCACACGCGUACCUGCAUGUCCUGUUUGCUGUUUUUCACCGCUUCGUCGGGCAGCGCUGGGACAGCAUUCUCCGCUCUUUCAAGGAAACGUGAAAGUCGAUCAGAUUAAACACGAAUGUAAUACAACUUCCCUCUGGAAAUAUGGCUGAAUCAUGGUAAUUGCGCGCAAGUCGCACAAUUGGGAACUACGGCGCUACGCCGAUGGAGUCUCCGUCGUUGUCUCUGCUGCAGCCUCACUUUGGAAUGAGCGUGCGAUUGCCAUGUCGCUUACGGAUUCCUCUUGCAUACUGCAGAAAGGACUUUUUCUUUUUUCGUCCUGAGGCUUCGGUGGCGGUGAGUCGCUCAACCAGUAAGACCGACGGCUCAAAGGCGACCAUCGUGGACUGGAUUUCGUUUUGGCGCCUCGACUCACGGGAAGCCUGGCAACCAAUAGUCGAACGCAGAACUGAUUGGUGUGACUACCACUAAACAACGUCCCGAACAGCGACACGGCCUAGCCCCAACUCCCAACCGUGGGGUUGCAGAUGAUCGUCGUAAAAUCGCGGGGCUGGACUGUGCCGCUGGGAAAUGUAAGACGCGUCCUGCAGGCGGCACCAGGCACGAGUAGUGCGAAAUCGGAAUCUGCUCCGAAGUAUUUACCAGCUGCGGGGUCCCCGUACUCGUUCAUCCAUUUUUUACAUUACACGUCUCCUCAAGAUUGUUCUCCACUGUCGUUUACGUCGCCCAUAAUGUACCACCUAGACGGCAAUCCGGCUCCUUCCGACCAAACAUUGUUUCAAGAUCUACUCAAGAUUACCACAUCGAAAUGGCAGUCAAUGCUAAAGAGAGAUACAACACCGGCACGACAGGAGCCUGCUUCGCGACCUUCCGUGUCGAGAACCUCGACUCAACUCUCGGUGCCGAUAUCGAAAGAGUAGAGACUCUCCAUCAUAUCCAAGGACGAAACAGGUCGCAGAACGUCCACAGAUCUUUUAUUCACGCAGCGUCGCGUCACUCUCUUUUCGGAACGUGACACUCGCUUCUGGAGUAAUGAGGGACUGAGCGACACCUUUUCUGUUACUGAUACCUGCGAUCGUCAUACUGGACGGGGUCAAGACCAGGAUAACACCCGCGAUCCUGAUGAUACAUGAACCAACAUGAUGGCUCGGAAGAAGAAAUGAUAUCAAAUCUGUCAUGUGUAUAACACGGCAAAUCUGGACGAAGUGGAAGCGAUCACACACUAUAACGACUCAAUCGUUCAUAAAGGCAGUGUUCUGUUUCACGUCAAAACUUACGUUAGCUCUAUAGCGUGCCUCAUUGCUUCACGGCGCGCAACCCGCUACCCGCAGCGCUCCGUCAUUACAUUCACCUCGCAGACUUGCAACCCGCUGGUUGCGUAUACACUCGUGUCUUUCAUGUGAGACAGAAGAGAACCGACGGACCGCAUGGAGGGACAAACUGUGGUGUUAUGAUACGGUGGGCAAGUGCUCCUCCGUUGCUCAGGCCCAACCAUGUGUUCUCUCUGAAGCGGUCGGUGGCAUGUCUGCUAGCAAACACAGGAAAUAGUCCAUGGAGCCUUGUUUCAUUGUCUGAGCGCGGUUGGCCAGUACUUCGACGACAAGAUGGACGCAUCAAUCCAAUGUCCUUUUGCAUUGCUUAAUUGAUGCUGCAUUCUCGGCGACAAUGUACCAGUAGGCGCCAGUAGUCUAAAUAGGUUUGCCCUCUAAAUGGUCACAAUAGAAAACUUAUAUCUCAUUGCUGUAUCGUCAGACUUACAGAACCCGUCAUGAGCGUUACCAACCCCGACCAGUCAUAGCAUGAGUGUCCGCAUCCCGGCCAGAUCUUGCGCGAGCGACAUAUUGUAUAUGACUUGACAUACUAUGGGGCAUCUAAUCCUAGUCCAAUUAGGCGCGGAGCACCCAGGCCGAU
This is a messenger RNA of Alternaria rosae, 1959 nucleotides long. RefSeq lists its product as uncharacterized. The transcript is spliced from 3 exons. The record is from RefSeq and is a predicted model, not a curated record. Lineage: Eukaryota; Fungi; Ascomycota; Dothideomycetes; Pleosporales; Pleosporaceae. Bases 576 to 968 code for a protein of 130 amino acids.